AUUAGUUUGUUAUCAUUUAAUUUGAUUGAUUGAAACCUAGAGUAACCCCUUUAUUCAAUUUGGAAGGUCCUCAAUAACAACUACACUAUAAUGGAAGAAGGGGCUAUGUGAUUUGUAAAUUUGUUAAUAAAUAGGUGCAAACUCCAUUCAAGUCUAAAAAUCUAUUCAAACGAAUUUGACAAUUGUUGGUAACACACCCUAAAAAAAUUGGAGGUAUAGAGUGUACACUUAAAAACCUCCAACAAAAAAACUUUGAGACCAAAUAUCUCAAAACUUACUUUUUGUUACAUAGCCCCUUCAUGCACUCACCCCUUCAAUUGAGGCGCUAAGCGGACAAGUGGCCUAACCCACAAAAUAGCAAUAUUGAGAUAUGAGCCUUAGAAUAUCUCUAACACUCUAUUCUAAAUACUGCAUAUCGACCCAAGCCACCUUUUCCAUUUUUCUGAUAGAUAGCAGCACUAGUUUGUUUGUUUAUUAUUGGUCUUUGAGUCAGCUGCAAACUGAAUAGUGGCCCAAGCCACAGCCGUGUGGCCUAACCCACAUUCUGUUCCAUUGUUGUGGCUUGAGCCAUUUGUUUGUUUACUUUCAUGUUUGUUUUGGUUAAAAGCAUUCCACUUGAAACUUACAAAUUGUAUUGAUACGGUUGUUUCACAAGUACCUAUUCCAACGAACCAUGAAUGAAGAUUUGGAGAGUUCGUCUGAGGAAGAGCUAUUCCCAGAUACAUAUUCCUCGUCUUCUUACGCCCCUUCAGAAGAUGAAGAUUCUGAAACUGAGACACCCAAAAAUCGACAUAUGUUGAAGUGCGCUGAGAAGACUUCGCAUGGAGAGACAACAAACACAGGUAAUGAUCAUCCCUCCACCUCAGAUCAUAACUAUCACCAACUGCCUGUAGCUGAUACAAUACCGACUGAAGAUAAUAGAAAAUCCCGAAAGAGGCAAAGAAAUGUUCAAAAUUGGAAACAAAAUGUUAGAAAAAGACUCAGAAAUUCAGGAAAGCAGUAAACCACAAGAAAAGGAAAUGUUGUUGAAGCAAAAGUUUUUGCACCUGGUGACUGCUCUUGCCCUCUUAAGUGUCACCUUAAAUUUCCGACUGAACACUGUAAAAAAAUAUUUUAUUCCUAUUAUGACCUAGCGGACCAUAAUCUACAAACCUCCUUUAUAAAUAACUUAGUAACAGUUGUCAAAAAACAAAGAGUUUAUACAAAAUCUAAUUCAGAGAAACGAAUGUUUACAAGGAUUUAUAACUUAAAAAAGGAAAGUGGAGAAGAAGUCAGGGUAUGU
This is a messenger RNA of Homalodisca vitripennis (glassy-winged sharpshooter), 1282 nucleotides long. RefSeq lists its product as uncharacterized. NCBI's taxonomy places the organism in Eukaryota, Metazoa, Arthropoda, Insecta, Hemiptera, Cicadellidae. The transcript is spliced from 2 exons. The record is from RefSeq and is a predicted model, not a curated record. Bases 674 to 1003 code for a protein of 109 amino acids.